This is a messenger RNA of Erigeron canadensis, 2173 nucleotides long. RefSeq names its product ribosomal protein S12, mitochondrial. Gene Ontology annotation, cellular component: small ribosomal subunit; ribosome. NCBI's taxonomy places the organism in Eukaryota, Viridiplantae, Streptophyta, Magnoliopsida, Asterales, Asteraceae. Bases 43 to 420 code for a protein of 125 amino acids. The record is from RefSeq and is a predicted model, not a curated record. Gene Ontology annotation, molecular function: structural constituent of ribosome. The transcript has a single exon. Gene Ontology annotation, biological process: translation.
GUGAUAGGGCAAAAAUCGGGGGAAGAACAAAAGUAAAGAGCGAUGCCUACAUUAAAUCAAUUGAUUCGUCAUGGUAGAGAAGAAAAACGGCGCACGGACCGUACUCGAGCUUCGGAUCAAUGUCCCCAGAAGCAAGGAGUACGCCCGCGUGUACCAACGAGAACACCGAAAAAACCUAAUUCAGCUCCACGUAAGAUAGCCAAAGUACGGUUGAGCAAUCGACAUGAUAUAUUUGCUCACAUUCCGGGCGAAGGUCAUAAUUCGCAGGAACAUUCUAUAGUCUUAAUAAGAGGAGGUAGAGUGAAAGAUUCGCCAGGUGUGAAAUCCCAUUGUAUUCGAGGAGUCAAGGAUUUGUUGGGAAUUCCGGAUCGAAGAAAAGGGAGAUCAAAAUAUGGUGCAGAAAAACCAAAAUCGAUAUGAAUGGAAGAUGCCUCUGUAACUCUUUUUUCUCCAAUUUUCAGUACGAAGUUACUGGCUCUAAGAAGGCAAUUGCACCUUAGCCCAUGGACUGAUACGGAGACUACUCUACAGGGGAAAUCUCUUACUCGGCUAGAGCGGAUCCCGAGACUUCACCCGUUCCUUUAAACUGUUGGGCACUACAUUCUAUAACGAGAAUCACAAGGCCGGUCAACAAGGAACAACCUGGCAGAGUGUCCUGAGAUAACAAGGCUAAAGUGAGAACGCCCAGUGACGAGAGUGGCGACAUACGAGGAUCUAACCUCGACCAACGAGAGCGUAGCUGCUCGACCUCAGACAUAGGGAUUCUCGGACCGGAACAAUGGGAUUCGCUCGACAAGACUGAAACCUUCGCUUGCACCACUAGAGUCGUUCCGGCACUUUUAGUUGUUACCUUUAGUAGUGUAAACAACAUCCCUGAAACUAGCGCAUGCGAUAUCCCUCGGUGUCUUUAUGGUAACCAGCAUGCGUUAGGGAAACAGUAUAGUAAGACGAAGGCGAUCCCAGCAACGCAACUCAGGCAAGCGACUAAAGCAAGCCGAAGGCGAUCCCCAUAACUACAGGUGCUGGGGAUCGUUUGGCAUAACGCUCUAACGCAAGUCGUUAUGGCGCUUUGGAACACUGCCGAUCGCCGCCUCUUGCAAGCAACCCUCGGUCACAAAUGGGAAAAAUCAUACGCUAUCAUAGGCGCUUCUAAUUUCUUUGGAGAUUCUAAAUGCAGCAUGUGCUGAAACCCGCCUAGCUACUUACUACUCUACUUAACUUAAAAUGAAAAAAAAAAUUGAAUUCAAAUUGGUCGAGAAAAAGAACCGCUAGUCGGAAUUUGGGGAAAGAUAGAGAGCUCUCUAGGCUCUCCUGAUCAAAUUGAGAGUUCGCUUUGCCAGUCCAUGAAUAUGUCGCACCCAGCAGUUCGAGGAGUUGGCCAGAUACGGAUCGAAGCCCUGCCUCGAAAAAGUCAGGACUUUUGGGCAGAUUCCAGUAUCCGACCCAUCUCUUUCUGCCGAUUCCCCGGGUUGUCGGAAUCUCUGGUUCGAUCAGGACCAGGAGUCCCAUUCAUUCGUUUAUGGGAGCGACUCUCUGUUCCCAUUCUCCACCGGGUCAUCAAGUGAUUAGCCAGCUCAAUCCAUUUUUCCAUCCGAUGAUCUUCACCCUAGGACUGACUCUGUUCGACCUGCCUUGAUUGCCUAGCUAAUGCUACCGUCGCAAGCAACCUCUACUAACGCUAUAGUUGCAGCAAAGCAAGCUCUAGAGGGGUUUUAAUGGUCCCAUUUCAUUUUCAUGUAUGGAACUUCUGAUACCUGCAACAGAGUAAAAGCUGCGGUAAUGCUUGCUCUCCUGGUCAAUAGGCUAUUCAAACCAAUCCCCUAAGCUGUUACUGCAAGAGCUGCAGAUCUGAUCCUAGAAUAGAAGCUCAACCAGUUGCCGGUACUCUUUCAUCAGCUGUGGGAUGCUUAGACGGUACUAGUGCUUGAGUAAGCGGUGCUCCCUUUCUGUUUGCAAUUACCGCUGCAAAAUAGUCAUCCCUAAAGCUGUUUUCAAAUUCAAAUAGGUUGUAGAAUAGGUUGUUCUCGAAUAAGCUCUUUGAAAGAUAACUGAAUGCGUUUAGUCCUUUGGGGAUGGGUCUGCGCGCAGGUAGCAUUUUUGAGGAAGUGAAGACGAAUAGUCGAGUUGCCUGCUUGACUGCUUUCAUCUCCUGAUGUCAGAAAAGGUGUUCUAU